AUGAUGUUGCAAAACAUGGAUGAAGAGUGGGUUGAUUCUGAGGAUUCUGCCCCUUCCAAGCAGGAUGUGCUUUUCAAGAGUGUAAAUGAGAUAAUCCAGAGGCUCGACUCCUUAUCCAGGAAUGAGGCCUUGUCGAAAUCCCUUUUCGACCAAAGUGCCAGUAGCCAUAGGCUGCGGAACAUUCUUCUAAAAUUGAUAUUUAUGGACCCUGUAAAUUAUGGUCCUAAGUGCGAGGAGCUCAUGUGGCAAAGAGUUUUUUAUGAACCUAUCCGUAUUGCAAAAACAGUAAUCCAUAAUCAGGAAAUAGGUGAUCAAACCCAUUUUGUUGAGAGUUAUAGGGCGCACCUCAUCAGCGCCCUUGGUUUUUACCAGAACCUUUUGGUGCGUCUCCAACAAGAAUUUUACCGCCCCGAUGUAUGGCCCAAUGCAUGGCGCAUGGUUGGAAUUCACAGGAUUUCGUAUUCGAAGGACUCGGAAAUAAGUGUCGUAAACUCACAAUUAGCUGAGAGAGUUGCACACAAGGCCCUAAUAUACAUUGGCGAUUUAUAUCGGUAUCGCGUUGAGGUUGGGGAUUUUUAUUCUCGUGCUAUAGCCUGCACUUACUAUAAAAUGGCAGCGGCUAUUAAUCCUGAUAAUGGAACUCCACACAACCAGUUGGGUACACUUGAUGUUAGUAGAUGUUUUGGAUUGAAUACGGUUUUUCAUUGCCUCCGGGCCAUUGUAUCACCUGCACCCUUUGAGGGUGCCAAGGGAAAUUUGGCCGCAUUCCUACUCAACAACGAGGCUCGUUUUGUCAGCAUGAGAGAAAAUAAACUUCCUAUGCCAAGCUUGCAUUCUCAAGUUAUGAACCGAAAAGCAGCGAUAAAGCUCAAGGAUCUACGCAUCACUAUCAUCAAAUACCUCUUUCUAAUUCAUCGGAAUGCUCAAGCUUUUCUUAGAUCAGAUGUGAGUAUCGCUAAAUCACUGGACGAUCCCCAACUGUUGAAUGAAGUUGUUGAUGAUAUCAGUUUUAUGUUGCAUUCAGAAACUAAGCGCUUUGGUGCUAAGUGUAUAAAUCACAUGUUACCCAAGUUUACCGGAACUUUUAGCCAUGUGCCCGACUUUUGCCCCGAUCCUGAAUCUCUCAGACGCCAAAAAACAGCGAGUACACCUUUAUUGCCACCUGUUGUUCUGAGGAUGAUACUCAGUGUCCUUCUUGUCACGGAACUGCUUUCCGAAAACAAGGAUAAACCUAAAGAGACCGCAGUGGUACAGUUGUUUGAAUGCUCAAAGGAACUUCCACUGUUUACCCUUUAUUCGCUUGAUUUACUUCUUGUUCACUCCUUCCGUGCUAUGGCGAAAACCGUGAAUAUAUUUAAACUUGCUGCCCUUAAGUGUUUAGGCGUUGUUCGGUCGAAGCCUUUUAACACUUCACACAAUAGCUUUCAUUGUGGAAACCAGGAUUUAAAUAAGAGGAAUGGGAGUGAAAAAGGCGAUAUCUCGAACAAGGAGGACAUCUGCGAAAUAGGUAGUGUCAUGGAGGAACAAAAUGAAGAGCUUGAAGUCAUAUUACAGAAAGACGACCAGGGUGCGGACGAAGAAGAGAACGUGGAGUCAGACUCUUCGGAGAUGUCGUCUUGUGGUCCUCGCCUGCGACGGCUGCGACCUCGAUGUCGAAUGAUGGAGGAGGAUGAUUUUCUGAACUCUUCUUCCAGUGAAGAGGAUGAGGAUGAGGAUGAAGAUAGUGAAUACUCAGAGGGAUCUGAUGACUAUGACGAACAGGAUUGGAAUUUCCACGAAGACCAUAUGGGUGCUAACGUAAAUCAGCUCAAGUCUCAGAAUUCUGAAUCCCCACUUUCGUGCGAAGAAGUUACGAGAUCUCAGAUUGAUCCUGCUGAAAUCGGGGGUGUUCUGGCUGCAGCUAUGACGACUCAAAUUGGUCAGACAUUAGAUGUUGUAAACAAUGAGGAAAUUCAACUUCGUGAGGCGUCAGAGGGUGAAUCGGAAAAUGAGGUAGAUUGUAGUGUUGAAAGCGAUGCGAAGGGGGAUACUGCAGACAAGGAAGAAGCGGCUCUGAUUAAUGACGACCCAGCUGAUCAAAAUUAUAUCUGGCUACGUCUCUUCGUUGCUGCCCACUUCGUUGACAGUCUCCUUUCUGGCAUUAAACUCAUCACUGACUGGCUUUCCCUCUCCCAAACUUUUCUCCAGCAGGCAGCUUCUACCUAUAAGGUCCUAAUGCAGGAAAUCGCUUCGCACCUGGCGAGUUUGCUCAACUACCUAAGUCCAAUAGCAUGCAUUGUUGAGCAGGAACUAUCGUCAGAUCUCUUUUUACAAUCGAAGUACCUGGGUUUACCAACGGAUGGCAUCCGCACACCUUCGACAAUAUUUCCUCACAUUUCCGCGCAGUGUCGAGAGUUACUAAAGCGGGAAUUCCAACCGAAGGAUGAUUCAAAAAGGACAGCAUUGCCAGAGGACUGGCUCUUGCGUGGUAUGCCAUCUCUUUCAUCCCUACACGAAACAAUUGACUUCAAUAUGGACCCAUUGGAUAGUCGGAUAGAAGAGACCCUUUUGCGAUGUCUUACAUUGACUCGAUUUGGUCGUGAAUUUGCCAAGCUGGCAGAUGGAUUGGGUCUGAACUUCGUCUAUCACCAGGACGUGAAUUACUUUACGGCACCAUUGCCAUCAAAUGCCGCCAGUUCUAUCUCCCAUUGCCGCUCAAGAUGUUAUAGCGGUCCUGCUUCUCGAAAACACGUGCCAAGAAGGGGACGAAGAAGAAGAAGAAAAAGAGAACCUUAUAAACCUCGAGUUCAGUCAUUUCGAGCCGUGUCCCAGGAUGUAGAAAAUGAACGAAUGUGUCUUAGUCCUGACCAACAUUCCCCCGAUGCUGAUAAGUCUACGUUGUCACUGGCCAUGCGAGAGGAAACCAUGCGAAAUAUGGCGAAAAUGCGUCUUAAGAACCAAGUGGACAGACUCUCUGAAGAAAUGGAUAAGCGCGUCUUCACAUCUGUCCCCUCUGCUCCUUUAGUCGAUCUAAAAGACUCAAAUCUCCACUUUUCUCCAUACAUCGUGGUUGAUACAUUCUGCCUGAUUGGGAACACUAUUUUCAUGAAACGCCUAUUUGAAUUACAUCAAUAUGUCAUUAUCAUACCCAGAAAAGUAAUUGCGCAUCUUGACCAGUUGAAGAAGACGACUGCAACAGCGAGGUCAGCUACUCGAGUUUUGGAAGAGCAAACGGGAUGUGGCAGCGGAUAUGUUCGCAUUCAAACUGAAGAUGAAAAUCCACGGGAGCGCAUAAAACUUCGUUUGCCCAAAUCUCGUUCAAGUGGCAAUGAAGUCGCAGAUGGUUGUACUGAUGCUCCUGUUGAUUUCAGUGCAGUAUCUCGAUGGGCCAGUAUAAUUGAAUGCGCUAUCUAUUUUGCACAGAUGGUGCAGGAAGCUCCUCACUUCAGAGGUGUUGAAAUAAACCUUGCGAAAUCAUUUGAAGUAGUUAACCUACUGGAGUACCAUCCGCCUAUUACCGAGGGUGUUUCCUGUGCCAAAAUCACGGUUUUGGUGGGCUCCAAAUCGGCUAGUCCGCGGGACCUUGAAAUCCCUUUGGAUUUGGCAAAAGUAGCUUGCAAAUCAGGCGUUGUUUUUGAGCCUCUCCACCAAUUUGCACAGCGAUGGAAAUCCAGAGGACGUUCGGAACUUUGA
This is a messenger RNA of Echinococcus granulosus, 3672 nucleotides long. RefSeq lists its product as hypothetical. The transcript has 18 exons. Gene Ontology annotation, cellular component: telomerase holoenzyme complex. Gene Ontology annotation, biological process: nuclear-transcribed mRNA catabolic process, nonsense-mediated decay. Bases 1 to 3672 code for a protein of 1223 amino acids. NCBI's taxonomy places the organism in Eukaryota, Metazoa, Platyhelminthes, Cestoda, Cyclophyllidea, Taeniidae. The record is from RefSeq and is a predicted model, not a curated record. Gene Ontology annotation, molecular function: telomerase RNA binding; protein binding; telomeric repeat DNA binding.